Messenger RNA from Doryrhamphus excisus (bluestripe pipefish), 2674 nucleotides. NCBI's taxonomy places the organism in Eukaryota, Metazoa, Chordata, Actinopteri, Syngnathiformes, Syngnathidae. The record is from RefSeq and is a predicted model, not a curated record.
UUAGUGCAGGGACCCUCAAAAGCCGACAAGGACACAGCUCCGAUUGCAAAAAGGGGAUACAAGGGGUAAAAUACUUCAAAAAGUGCGAUUUGAAGUUCUGACCCAAUUCAUGUCGCGUUCGCUGCUCUUAAUGGUCGACCAACAGAGUGAGGGUCUUCACGGACAAAGCAAGGAUGACGCGCUUCUCUGCAUGCUGACUGACAGCAUUCAGGGCAUGCUGGGAGAACAAGAUGAGGGCAGUGAGUGGAGACGGAGAGCUUUGGGAGUGAUGAGGCAGCUGAGUGUUUUUCAUGCAAACAGAGUGACAGCUUGGAGAGAUGCUCUCCUAGGAUGCGUCCGCACGAAAGAGCCGUUAGGGGGCGGGCUUCUGCAGCCUCUUCCAGAUGGUUGCGGCAUUUUUGAGAGGGUUAUGGAUGAUUUAGAGCACAUUCAGGACCAACUCAACACUAUAUUCAACAAGUUGGACACUGAAAUAAUCUACUUGAGUGCAGACAGAGCUGAGAGUCAGGACCAGAUAGGAACCAGCACUGAAGAGACAUCUGGAGAGGCCCAGUCAGGAUGUGAAGAGGAGACUAAAGAUGGAGGCGAUGUCUCAUUUGCCUGCGAUGAUGGUUCAGAAGAAGGGCUGGACUCCAAAGGUCAAGAGUGGGACAGAGAAGACACAGUGGACACCAUCUCAAAGAAUACACCAAAGGAGGAGACAAGCAAAGAAUGGACUGCAGUCAGGCUUGAGAACUCGGAGAUGGGAGGUGGUGCAUGCUUCAUUCGAGCACCGUUGGGUGCGGCCCGUGUCCUACACUGUGAGGUGGCUGACGCCCUCAGCUGCUUGAUGGUGAACGGCGCAGAGGAGCUGGUCAGCAGGGUGAUCAGGUUCAGAAUUCAAGACUGCGCUGACAUCCGCUUCCCUCUCAUCAUGGCAUUACCCUUCUGUGCGCGUCAUCGAGGCAACUACAGAACGAUCGCUGUCAAGGUGGUGGACGGUGAAAGGAGGGCCAGCUACCUCAUCCCUGCAACAACAGAGGGCACAUAUGGUGGACAGAGGGGCUCUUUCGCAGAGGUGAAGGUGUACUCACUGGGCCUAUUUGCAGUAGUUUCCUGUCUCAAGCAAGAACACUUCACAGUUCCUAGACGGGGUCUGUCCCACAAACCUCCUGUGGACCCUCGCAUCUGCCUGGACUACCCCCCAGGAUCCUUCACAGCUCCUGUUCUGGUGCAGUACACGAUCCAGCCCCUGGACGCCGUUCUCCUGGCCGGCGUCAAGAUGAAAAGUGAAGCCUACCGCAGGGUGGUGUCCACGAGCCCGCUCCUCUGCCUUGCUCACCCAUCCUCUCAGCCCCUGCAGAGACCCCUCACGGUCACACUUCCCUGUCCGCCAAAUCCGGACAAGAAGAAGGACACAAGGACACAGUGGAGGGACGUGGAGCGUCUCCUCCCUCUGACUGCUGCCAAGCCAGUGUGGGAUAGGACAUCUUCACAAUGGAGGAGGAUGCUGAACUCCUCCACUCAGUCCUCCAAAGAGAACCCUGCCGAGCUUCUGACCGUGCUGGGCGCCACGCAUCAGCAGUGGAUUGUCCCUGAAGGAAUCGCCAUCCGGAGCCAUCAGAAUGGCCUUGUGUCUUUUGACUUGAUGGAGAACUUUGACAGACUCUUGGUGGUCCGUCUCCUCUCCCCGCUGCAGUCUUGCCAUCUCACCUCCCUGGCAGAGGACCUGGUGGACUCAACGCGCCGCCACCUGGUCACUGUGGUCCUACAGCACCAACAGGGCCAGCCCCGUGUAAUCCUCGUGGUCGCCCUGCCGAGCAGGGAGCUCAGCUGGGAACUGUCCCGGCUGCAGGCAGGGGGCGACGAGGCUACCCUGGAGACGUCACCGGAGAUCUGCAUGCAGGAGGGGGACCAACUUGUCCUACGUCUUUGCGGAAACAUCACCUGUGCAGGACUUCGGGCUAACGAGCAUGGCGUUCUAGACGAGCGCAUCACCUUCCACAGUCAGCGCAGGAACGAGCUGCUGGUGCACCUGACCGAAGUGGACCCCUUUGGCAACUAUAGCUCCCCUCACUACAAAGGCGUGGUGGUCUUCUACAAGGUCACCAGGGGUCAAGCGGAGUGGGGAGGCGACAACACGGCCCAAGUGGACGUGGAGCACCUGGGGGAGCCCGUGUGCACACUGCCACUGACUCUACCCAAGCGAAUCAGAAGCAUCAGACAGCCCGUCACGCCGAGGGUUACACUCAGUGAGAGGACAGACUCGCUCCCAGAUUCGCUCCUCCUCUGGCUGUCGGGGGAGCUUUCAGAAGAAGAAAUAGGCCCUCUGGCGCUUUCUCUGCGCCUUCGCCGUAGCGCCACCCAGAUGGUGAAGCUCCGAGCCGGGGACAACCUUCCCGGUCAGGCGUUCCGCAUUUUGACCAUGUGGAGGAGGGAACUGCCUGCUUCCCAGGUGCAGCCUAAGGCCUCCCAGCUGGCACGUUGCUUGGCCAGGAGCGGCAGGCCAGAUCUUGCUCGAGAGCUGCUGCUACGCCAGGCAGCGACCACUGUGACGCUGAAAUAAGGAUGCUGCCUCUUAGAAGGGCUUACAUUGUAUGCUGCAUUUUCCAACUUUUCAUACUUAUGAAUAUGUUUAAAAUAGACAAACAACCAUUCACACUCACAUUCAUACCUAUGGACAAUUUGGAGUCGC